AUGGCCUCCCUCAACCCCCUCACCACCACCGCCUCCGACCAAUGCGCGCACCUCCAACACCCCAACCCGGCCACCGUCACCCUCGCCUCCAUCAUCCUCGUCGGCAUCCUGAUCUCCUACCUCCCCCAACACAUCAAGAUCAUCUCCCGCCACAGUUCCGAGGGUCUGUCCCCUUGGUGGGUGCUACUCGGCGGUCUGUCCAGCAUCGCCGCGAUCGGGAACAUUCUGGUGCUUCCGGCGAGUCGCGAGGAUGUCAAGUGCUGUAAAGAGGUGACAGGGGGAGAGUGUGCGGCGGCGUUAUUGGGCGUGGCGCAGAUUGGGCUGCAGUGGGGGUGUUUUAUGUUCAUGUGCGUCUGCCACCCCUCCCUCAAGUUCUGUACUGGACAUGGCAGGGACGAGACAAUCAAAGCUAACACCGCCUACAGCGUAAUGCUCUUCCUAAUCUUCUUCCCCACCCGCUCCACCCCCGCCGACCUCUCCAUCUCCACCCCCUCCCUGUCCUCGACAACAACCCCACCCCGCCGCCGCGAUGCUUUGCUAGUAACCCUCCUCAUCCUUGCCGCCUUCCUCGCAACCGGUCUCACCUCCCUCGCCACCCUCGCCGUCUACCCCCACCACACGCAGUCCCUCGCCAACGCCCUCGGAACCAUCGCCGGCACGCUAUCCGGGAUCCAGUAUCUGCCGCAGAUCUACUUUACGUGGAAAUUGAAGUCGGUCAAGAGUUUGUCCGUGGUGACGAUGUUGAUACAGGUGCCGGGGGCGUUUCUGUUCGCGUUUAGUCUGUUUUUGCGGGUCGGGUGGGAGGGGUGGAGUACGUGGGGGGUUUAUGUGGUGACGGGUUGUUUGCAGGGGGUGUUGCUCGGGUUGGCUGUGUGGUAUUGGUGGGAGGCGAGGAGGGAUGGGGUGGUGGAGGGAGAGGGAGAGGUGGAGGAGGAUGGUGAAGAUGUGGAUGAGAGGAGUGCGUUGUUGGAGAGAGAAAGAAGAAGCAGAAAAAAUGGAACGGCCAAGAAGGGGAGGCCGAUCAAUGGGACGCAGAGGAGUGCUGGGAGUGGCAGGGGGCUCGAUUUACUCUAUGCUGCAACGCCUCCAGAGCACGACUCUGAUCGGAGUCAGUAG
This is a messenger RNA of Saxophila tyrrhenica, 1116 nucleotides long. RefSeq lists its product as uncharacterized. The record is from RefSeq and is a predicted model, not a curated record. Gene Ontology annotation, cellular component: membrane. The transcript has a single exon. Bases 1 to 1116 code for a protein of 371 amino acids. Lineage: Eukaryota; Fungi; Ascomycota; Dothideomycetes; Mycosphaerellales; Extremaceae.